This is a messenger RNA of Olea europaea var. sylvestris, 1803 nucleotides long. RefSeq names its product mitochondrial import inner membrane translocase subunit TIM44-2-like. The record is from RefSeq and is a predicted model, not a curated record. The transcript is spliced from 14 exons. Gene Ontology annotation, biological process: protein import into mitochondrial matrix. Lineage: Eukaryota; Viridiplantae; Streptophyta; Magnoliopsida; Lamiales; Oleaceae. Gene Ontology annotation, cellular component: mitochondrial inner membrane. Gene Ontology annotation, molecular function: protein-folding chaperone binding. Bases 173 to 1708 code for a protein of 511 amino acids.
UGUGUGUUUGCACAAAUCCCCAAGUCUCAUUUCGCUCCUGAUUUUCCUUCUUCACAAGAAGAAGGUUAAACGCAAGAACCAGCAGGAUCCCUGCUUGGAACUUCCAAUUUUUUUGUGUUUGCUAUAUUAAGAAAGAGAAAAAGACUGCGAAGAAAUUAGUUUUAUAGCCUCCAUGGCUAGCAGAAAACUUGUCCCGAAUUUAUUGCGAUCAAAACAGCCUCUUUUUCGUCAGCUGUUAGAAGCUGAACAGGUUUCUAGCAGACAUGCGAGGCUACGUUUGGUUCCGCCAAAUGGGCAUUCGUUUAGACGCGAGUUCAGCGUGUUUAGUGAGUUCUCCAAGAAGAUUAAAGGCGAAGUUGACCGGAACCAGGAAUUUAAACAAUCCGUGAAGGAAUUUAAGGAGAAAGCGGAAGAACUGAAAGGGGUGAAAGAAGAUCUGAAAGCUGGCAGACAUUUCCAAUGGGACCCUGAGAUGGUGAAAUGGCAAAAUGCAGAACUAAGCAGACAUCUGAGAAGCUGUACAAGCACGUGGAUGGUGUUUGGACGGAGGCCGAGGAGAAGGCAAAAAAAGGUAUAUGCUGAUGUGGAGGAAAAGAUUUCUGCUGCAAAAGUGGAGGUAAAAGAAAAUUUUGGUAUUGGAAAGCAAGAGUCUCAAAAAAGCGAUGGCACUUCGGCUAAUUACAGCUCAAACGACAAAGAUGGAAGUUAUUCCGCAUUUAGAGAAGAAAAGCAGCAGGGACAGAAGCAGCAAUCUGAAUCUAGCGAUACUACAGAUACAAUAUUUAGCAAGGUUAAGUAUGGUGUUUCUUCCGUCUCUUCUAAAGUUUCAUUGGCCUUCCUGAAAUUGAAGGAAGCAAAACCCAUUGACUUGGUGAAGAAGGGUUACGAUAUUGUGAAGGACGAGUUGAAAGGUAACCCAAACAGGAGAAAGCGAUUGGAAUAUGAUGCUUCUUCUGUUUCCUCAUCACCAAAAGUUGAAAGGAGCACACGGACCGAUGUAGUUGUGUUGCCCUCACAGCAGUCUGCAUGGAGUAAGAAAUGGGAGGCAUUCAAAGAAAAGAUGAAAGGACAUCCUAUAUUCAAGCAUGCUAGUGGGAUAAGUGAGCCUGUAAUCGGAAAGAGCCAGGAGAUUGCAGAGGAUAUGAGGGAGAGAUGGGAGACUAGUGAUCACCCAGUUGUUCACAAAAUCCAAGAUAUUAGUGAAACUGUACUUGGAGAAUCAGAUGCGGCCAUGUCUUUCAAGGAAAUACGUCGUAGAGACCCGACAUUCUCUUUACCAGAAUUUGUGGCUGAAGUUCAAGAAGUGAUCAAACCAGUUCUUAAUGCUUACUUCAAAGGUGAUGUUGAAGUUUUAAGCAAGUAUUGUAGCUCUGAAGUGAUUGAGAGGUGUAAAGCUGAGCAUAAAGCUUUUGAAAGCCAGGGGAUCUUUUUUGACAACAAGAUUCUACACAUAUCAGAAGUUGAAGUUCGAGAGACCAAGAUGAUGGGGGACACUCCUAUAAUCAUUGUGGCAUUCCAAACACAACAAGUCUAUUGUGUACGUGAUAGACUUGGAUCUAUAACAGAAGGUGGCCAGGAUACCAUCCACACAGUAUAUUAUGCUUGGGCCAUGCAGCAACUAGAUCCAGAAGAACUUGGAGAUGGCGCUCAUUACUCGAUAUGGAGGCUUAGAGAAAUGCAACAGCUUGGUGUCCGAGCCCUUAUUUGAUUUCAUUUUCUAUAUUACCUUGAUGAAUAAUUUUGCCAGAUGAUUCUUUAACAUUUAUUUUAAGAAGGCUGAGGAAUUUUGAGGCAGCAUCUUCA